Messenger RNA from Helianthus annuus (common sunflower), 1675 nucleotides. RefSeq names its product transcription factor bHLH144. The record is from RefSeq and is a predicted model, not a curated record. Gene Ontology annotation, molecular function: protein dimerization activity. The transcript has 4 exons. Lineage: Eukaryota; Viridiplantae; Streptophyta; Magnoliopsida; Asterales; Asteraceae. Bases 857 to 1459 code for a protein of 200 amino acids.
CUGUCCCCAACACCCAACAUCAAAAACCCACCCACUCCUCUCCAUUUUACUUGUCCCUCACCACUCAUUCAUUUACUCUCUCAAACUUCACUACAUCAACAAUAUCUUUCAUAAAGUUUUAAUCUUUCUCUUUCUUUCUUUCUUCAACAAGCUAUAUUUGGGUACGAAUUUCUUGUAAUUUUGUGGGAAUUGUAGUGUAGGAUGUUAAUCUUUUGAGUAAAGCUUUGAUCUUUUUUCAAGAAAUCUGGUUUGGGGAUCAUCAUACAAUUGAAUUUGAAUAAGUGGAUCAAAAUGCCGUGGACAUCUUUGGGAGUGAUGUAUUGCGGAAAGUGUUCUCGCUUGUCGGUUUUUUUCCGUUUUAUACUGUAAUUUGAUUUUACUAAGGCUUGUUUUUGUUAGUUCCGUUGGUAUUUUUUAAUCAUUGCAUAUUGGUUGGAGGACUGAGAAUGUUCAUUGGUGUUUCACAAAGGAGAAGUCAUAAAAUGAGUGUUGGGGUUAUUGCUUAUUACAAUUUGAUGCAAGUUUGUCAGGCUGAAUAUUUCCGUCAGUUGCUUAAGCCUGUUACGUAGACUUUCCAUAGCCAAAGCUUGUAGACGUUGGCAAGGUUUGCUCUUUUGGUUAUUUUUUCACAUUAGAAGACGUUAAGGAUAUUGAUCGGUUAGUUGUUGGUGGUUAUUACUAAGUUGGAACAUAAAAUCUCUCGGUACAAAAAAAUGGAAAUAACUUAAAAGCGCAUCGUUUGCUUUACUCAUCGCCCUUUAAGACUCUCCUUUUCUUUUAAGAUCACACUAAGCCCACGAACUGAAACGACAAACAACAAAGGCACAAAUUCGGACACAUUUGGUUAAAAGAAUUAAUGCAGGGUAAUCAAGAUCAAAUGGGUAAUGGGUACGUACCCGAUCACCAUAUUUCAUCGUUCUUUGGUCAAAACGUUGACUUUCAUCCAUCACGGGAUUGCCCAAGAAAUUUCAUUAUCUUCGACAGGACAGAUAAUCGUAGUCAGAUUAUGUACAACCCUGGUCUAAACAUGGGCCGGCCUUAUUUCCCUGAUACUGAACUGAUGCAAAAAGACGUAAACACCCCUCGGAUUAUGGAAGAAGAUUCAGCUGAUAUUGAUGCAUUGUUGAGCUUCGAUGACGAGAAUGAAGAUGAAGAAUAUGAAGAAGACGACGACGAGGUUAGCACGGCACGGACCGACAGAAAUGACACAUAUGAUACGUCUGAUUCUUGCUCUUCACAUCCAAGAAACCAGUGGGUCGGGUCAACAUCGUCUCACGGGUCAAGGGGUAAUUUAGGAAAACAUGAAAAAAUGAGGAAGAUGGUGAAAUCCCUUAGAGGAAUUGUGCCUGGUGGUAACCCGCAAAUGAAUACAGUUGAUGUUCUCGAUGAAGCUGUAAAAUACCUCAAGUCUCUAAAAGUCGAAGCACGUAAAAUGGGCUUCGGAAAUUUGUCGGGUUGAAAUCUGCAACCAGGUUGGUGGAGUGACGAUUGUGCUCCUGCUGUCGGAAUGUUGUUGCCUUUGUUUCGGGAGGUGCCUAGCUCUGUAGAAGGGUAAUUUUACUUGCUUUCUUAUGUGCGAAUGAUGAACCUGUGAAUUUAGUGUGGUUAUUGCUGCUUGUGACGAUUAGUUCGUUAUCGAUUUAUUGUAUCAUUAUUACGUUUGUGCUUUUCUUGA